AUGAAUCACCUUCAGCCAAGGACCACGGGCACCGCCUCAACGGAGUUAUUGUGGCAGCCCUCCUCCUCACGCAGCGCCAUUGAACGGACUCAGAGCAAGCCGCACGCUAUUGUGCCUCCUCUCAACAUAUCAGGUCUGCAGUCAUCACCUGGUACCUCAGGUGUUUCAUGUCGGCCGCAUACUGCUGCGACGCCGAAACGGGGCACAAGUCGUGACUCUCCGGUGUAUAGACGUGUCGUAGCUCGGAUCGCGGCAAGCGCGCAGGCGGAACAAGCGGAGGAUCAUUUCUCUGCUUGUUCCCCGGUCGGGCCUAUCUCGGCUGGGUGUGGUAUCAAACAAGCGCCGGAGGCGAGUCGACGCCUUUCACAGUGCCCACGUACUUUCGUCAGCGCUUGCUCUGCGAAGCUGCAGCCUGAGGCUGUCUCUCGCUGCCCGAUUCGCGCUCUGCCCUCAGACCCCACGUUUACUUCUGGUACGGGUAUCGAUGGUGUGCCGCUCUGUUCGUCCUCUGGGCACAAGGAAGACAGUUAUGCUGUGGCGCUCGCUUCCUCGCCGCAACAGGCAGGGGGUCCAUCUCUCCACGCAGGCGGCCAAUGUGCUGACAGCCCUGUCACGAAGCUCCCGCCGAGGAGUCGCCGAGCUCGAAGGCUCAAUGCAUUCUCGACACCAAUGGGGUCGAGCCCAACCACUCCGCUGGUUUCAGUUCAGUCCACUCCGUGCUCUGCUCUCGUAGGAAAGAGGCUCGAGUCUUCGAGGCGCGCAGCAGUCCCGGUGUCUGCAAGGUCGCAAACGCCUUCUGUGCCGUCUUGGCAUGCUCCCGACUCGACGUCGCCUUCGUGUUUUUUGCCUCGCGCGUCUGCGCGAAGUUCAGAGUUCAGUGACGUGACCCCGUGCAAGGGUCAUAACCCCCGUGCCCUCUAUGUGCGUAAGAUUCGUAGAAGCUCGACACACAUCUGUGACUCCGCUGCGUUGCCCUACGCGAGAGAUACAAGAACGUCGAUUCUACGCCAUCGGCGGGGCGGCGACGAGCGAAGCCUCUCAUCCGCUUGUUUGUCUCCUGGCGAGGCAAAACCACGCUUUCCGGGGCCGUUUGGGCAUGGCGGAAACGCCUCAAGAAGAGACAGUCCAGCGGGGAAAAGUGGGAAGCUAGUCGACCCUGCGACGUACACGCGUCUCCCGCCUGCAGUGUGGGUUUACAAGUAUCAGCCGCCCAUCGAGAGUCCUCAUGACUCAAGCUCGCCAUGUGCGGCGGCGAAACCACGAGAGCAGACCUCACAAGACUGCGGUGCAGUGAGCGAACGCGGCGAGGGCAGCUACGAUGCAGCCGAGGAUCCUGUCGGGUCUGCCUCCGCUAGGGGGGCUCGUGGGGAGGCCGGCCAUAUAGGAAAACAGAUUGCAUUUCCCCUCGAAAAUCCCCAUGGGCACCAACAAGCCGAGUUCCUUUGCUCCUCCAUCCCCCUUCUUCUGCAAACGUACGAGGUCCCGACGCUGUUCAGACUCAAAAAUGGGAUUGCCGACGAUUCCAAGCCUUUCGCAUGGCCUCCUGCCCUGCUGGGUCCGGACGGCGCGGGUGUGGCAGCAUCGGCGAAGAGUCUGGGGCCAGCAUGUGCUUCCGGCCUUCAAAGCACUACGACUGACGACACCACACGUAGAGAUGAACAGCACGCCAGUGGACGAUGCCAGAGUGAUCAGAGCGUGCCUUUGCAACGAAACCGUGAAGCGCACAGCAAACUGUCUUCGCCUCGACAUGCCCCGGUUUUUGCGCGUCGAAAGACUGACGGCGUCUUUGGGAGAGAAGGCUCGAGUUGCGAAACAGGGAGAAAUCCAGGAACACAAGCGGGCGGUGAGGCGAGUGGCGAAACUACCUCGAGACUAGGAUACUCCUCCGUUGAACAUCCCCCCUUUUGUGGGCUGCUCGCAACAGGUCUCCAGGCUGUUCACCAGUGUCAACUGUACCAGGACUGGUGGCGCGGCCUCAUGCAAACGAUGGAUGUAGCGCUAUCUGAGCUGUGCCGGCAGCUGAAGCUGUUCGCCCCGUUCCACGCUCGUUGUGUGGAGAAGUUACGCCAGCUCUUGGUUGCCUAUGCAGAGAGCCACGACGCAACGCUGGUGAAAAACCUUGCGGACAUUCAGGUCUCGCUCCUCAAACUGUACGAGAAUGUGACAGUUUUGCGGCAAAAAAAACGCGACCUGGCGCGGCGCAUGGAGACCUUGGAGGAGAGGAGUCAGCAAGCAGACCAACUCAAGCGGAUGCUGGAGAUCCACACACUCCUCUUUGGUCUGCAGGAACUGGAGGUCCUCGCAGUGCGGCAGUCUGAAGAAGAAUCCACUGCAGCGGACGCACAGUGGCAACAUCUGCUGGAGCACCUCGAGGCGAUUCGCCUUAAUAGAGAAGGAACAGCCAGACAGCAGACAUGGGUCACACGUGCGACGGGUGAAUGGAAAGGCCGCGAGCUCGCUGACCAGUCUCAGGAGCCCAUAAGGGCGGUCUUCCCCGUUUCUGCGUCACUGCUUCCUCAUCAGACCUUCUUCAGGGGAGCACUCGCGUUAGGGCACGUGAAGCUGCUUCGCGUGGAUAUUCCCCCUGGGCGGUGGAGUAUGGGCCUCGCCGUGACGUGCACGGCUCCCCUCGACGUGUCCCUCUUGAUGCUUUCCGCCCGCCGCCGCCUGCUAGCUGAGCAGCGCGAAGGCGAUGGGGGACAGGGACAGCAGAGCGGACAAGGCGCACACGUGCAGGAGGGCAGUGACUUCCUCAUCUGCUUUGAGAGGGCAGCUGGUUCGGGGCUCCGGCGAGACGAAGCCCCCCAGUCGAAUGCGGCCCCUGGCGAAAGCCCUGGGUCUCCCGCGCUCCCCUUCUUGACCUUGGAUCCGUCGCUGGCCCUGGUGAGCGCCUCAGCCCCAGAGAGGAACUCGUUUGCGGCGUUUCGAGUUCAUCCCGAGGAACCCCAGAUUCUUCACGUCCGUACACCGCCAAAUGGCACGACGCACGGAGCGUGGCUGCUGGUGCGCCUGCAGCCCGCGAACGGCUUCACUCGGGCGCGCUCAGACCGGGCCUUGGCGAGCUGCUCCAGUGCUCUUAACGCACCUAGGCUCUCCGCACUCGAGGGCGAGGAGUGUUUCCCUAAGGCCGCCUCAGCGGCCUCCAGGCAGGAUCACGCAGGCCUCUGCGUUCCGCUGUGCGGCACACGCGGCAGUUCGUUGCCGACGCAAUGCGCGUCAGGAGCUUCGACCCAUGACUCCACUCAGACCCCGGGGGGGGAGCGCGCGGUGCCGCGGCUGCUUCUUGACGGGCCCAAAGCGGACUCGCCGACCGGCUUCGACGAGAGCCUCAAGUUUUCCAUCGGCCUUCAUUCUGUAUUUCUUCACCCGUCCGCGGCGCGCAAAGAACCGUCGGGGCAAGGCGAGGUGCGACAGCAGCGCGUCAGCAGCGGGGGCAAGAGGCACGACGGAAGCACGAAUACACUCGUGGUCGACAGCUCUGGCGGAGAGGUGGAUGCAGCUGAACGAGACGCGGAGCGCCGAGUCGACGUCGCUAAUCUCCACGCCUCCGCGUAUGCUGGGUGGGCUUCCCCUCAAGGCCUUUCUGGUGUCGUCCCGCGUUUCGCUGUCCGCAGAAAUGCUUGUGUGCAGACGACAAAAUCGAGCCUUCUGCGAGGCCGGCUUCGUGCUCUUCACGAGGGGUCGCGUCCACCCCCUAUUCCGCAGUUCUGCGUCUGUGGCUACGCUGACGCGCCUUCCGCAGACCUCUCUCCAUCUUCCGGGGCAAUGGAAAGAAGCCGCGACCACGCUUCACUGCCCCGAAAGGAUUUCGCGCCUGCCUCUUCUUCGUCUCCCAACUCUUCUCUCCCGUCUUCUUCCUUGCCUUCAUUCUCUUCUCCUCCUCGGGCGUCUGCUUCUGAGCUAGAUCGUUCCUCGUCUGCCGAGCCCGCGCCGCCCUGCCGGGGGCGGUCUAUCGACGCACCGCCGUUCUACGCUCCAUCCUUCCCGCUGCUGAAACUACUUCUAGAUGAAACGCCCGUUCACCUCGGGGACUUUUCCGCCCUCCUCCACCCUCCUUCUUGCGAACACGGCGGGCAAGGGGCGGCCGCCACGCCGUACGGGGUUCUCUCGGGCAGCCGCUUCGUCCGCUGGCCUCCGCAGUUGCUAGUGGAGACAGCUUGGAUUCUUCUUCUGCAGCGGGCGCGGGAGCGGCGCUGGGCGCGAGAGCGCAGGGAAGCCCGCGAGCACCGGCGGAAGGUGUUGUGGGCCUCUUCUGCGCACGCGACGGGCUGCACGACGCGUCAGGACCUUCAGGCCGACAGGCGCGCCUACGCAAGGGAUCCCAGCCAACGAAGACGACGCGCCGCGCGCCUAAACCCUAAACCCUCUCCACGUGAGAUCGACGCGAGAGUGGCAUGCGGUGCGAGAGACAAUGCGGCAAGGGAGUCUCCGGUGCCCGGCUCUCCGAUGCGGGUCGCUAAAUGGAGGCCCAGUCCAGGAAGCGGCAGCGGGGGGACGCCGCGCGCCGGCAAUCGGGGCAGUCCUUCGCGAGGAGAAGACUCGGGAAGCGAGCGCGGAGGACGAACGCGGGCGGAAGAGGGAGACGUCGGGCGCGAGGAAGCCGCCUCCAGCCCCCGGAUCUGCCACUCGUGCUCAGUGGGGGAGGGUCUCGACGGCGUGUCGCGCCAGACGGGCGCGGAAAAUGGACGCGUACGUUCCUUGAGUAAGGGAGAGGAUACGGCCGGGAGCAAUGUGGGCAGUGGAGGGCCCCCCGUAUCUCCGGCGUUCUGUCGGGCGCUCUCUGCCGAUCUGGAAAGCUCUCUUGCGAAAGAGAGCCAGGAGGAGUCCCUUGCCAGCUUCACGUUUACCUUCUUUCUCCGUCGCUUCGGAGUUGCCUUCCUUGCGCAGCGGGCUAUGCAUUCCUUUCUCCUCUCUCUCCUCUACUACGCUCCUCUCCUGACAGCUGUAUCGCCCCUGCAGCAGCGUGACGCUGCAUGCGGGCGCAACACGUAUCCAUGCCAUGCCUCAGUUUUCGAAUUUGAGCGCCUGUCUCACUCGACUUCAAAGGCACGUGCGCAACCGCCAGGCCCGCCAGGUGUCUCAGGGUCUUCCGGUUUCCCUAGCUACCUCUACGACUUUCCUUUUGUCUCGAGUUUUGAGCAGCGACAGCAGGUGCGAAUCGGCUCAAGAAUCCGCGGAAUGCUGCCUUUAUUUUCGGCUCGCCUGUUUGGUCGAUUAACGGGCCUUCUGGCCUCUUCAAGCGACACGGCGCCCUUCCGUCGUUCCCUGGAGGAAUUCCUCUGUCUUACGCUGGAGGCUCUCAUAGAUCAGAUAGGGGCUGACCAAGCCACAGCUCGGGCGCGGGUAAAGGCCGCAGAAGAACGCGAAACCGCAAGACGGGCGUUGCUCUUGAGUGCUACAGCGUCGUUAUUUCCUAGCAGGAUUAACGGCUCUCGAACUGAGCGGCUGGCGGCUUCCCACCCUCAGGCGGGUGAAACUGGCGAAAUUAAGCCCAGACGCCUGCAGGCGCCAGAGCCCUCUGUCGACAAGGAAGAGGGCCUCUGCCUUGCCGUUUCGCACGCAGCCGCGGCAAAGAUCGUAAAUCGCGUAUUCCAUAUCGAGGGGACUGCGGAGUACCGCCUAGCAGCGCUCGAGGCCAUAGACACCCAUCGGCAAGCCGCUGUCAGCGCCUUGCGGGUUUCGCGUCAGCCUCGCCUUCGGGCGCGUUGGGCGCGGGGCCUCAUGGUGAUCACGGGGCGAGAGAGGAUUGCGAACGUGCCGGAAUGGAUCGAAAGGGAGACAGGCGCUUUGCUGAGAGGGACGCCGAUGGGGUCCGAGGACGAAUCGAGCUCGAAAGACGCUAGACAAACAGCGACGCAAAGAGAAAUCCGCGCAGGGGGCAGGCCUGGUGCGUGCGACGGAAGCGCAAUCGAAGGAAGCGACGGAGAUGGAGACACGCAUGUCAGAGGCAGCAACGAGAAAGAAGUGGAUCCGCACAAAACGACGAGAAGGAAGCAACGCGGAGUGACACAGAGACGAAAGAGGCGAGAGGAAGGCUGGGACCUCCUUGUUCCUGCCGAUUUACUCAUCCAGACCCUCAUCCAGCAGUGGGAGGUGAUGUACGUGCAUCUGCAGCAGGCCAUGGAGAUGGUCCUCUAUUCAGAGUCCCUCUCCCUGAAGCGCCCCCUGCAUCCUCUUCUGUCCUUUAACGAGUUCUCUGACUUCCUUCUCCGCCUCGACUCGCGCAACGCAGAUACCGCCGAGCAGCGGCUAGCUCUCUAUCGCCACGCUCUCUUUGCGGCAGCGUCGCGCCUUCAUCCCCUGGGCUCUUCGCUCGACUCUUCCUCUCUGGCUGCGCUCCUUCUGCAUCAAUCCCAGAUUCUGGCCUUCCCGCUACCGUUUCCGGCCUCGCCUUUCGUGUCUCUUGGCCCAGCGCCCGGACCGGAGACAGCGUCUGAAGACGCGUCGGGGGACGAAACAGGCAGCAGUCGCUCGCAGAUGUCGAGAGGAAGGCCCGUUUCUGCAGGGAACGAGGGAACAGUGUCAGAGUCUAGACCGAAUCCCUCGCUGUCGCAGUCCCGCGAGGCUCCUUACGCCUCUUGGGCUCUUUCGGAUUCGCCUCCACCCAGUGUCUCCUCGCCGUCCUACGAGUGCCGACUGGCGGCCUUCGUUGUGGACGGGCUGGUCCUCUUCCUCUGCACCGAGGCCCGAGAUCUCCUUCAGGCGGUUGAGAGAGACUUCCGGCGAGGACGGGGCCUUUCAAUUUCUCAGCGAAAGGGUGAGGAGCGGAAAACACAAGAGAGCCCCGAGGCGACCCUCGCGGCCCUGGCGGCAGAACACAAGAGGAAGAUUAGCAGCAAACAGUCUCCUUGCGUGCUUGGAAGCCAGGCCGACACGGAGGGGGACGAAGAAGAAAGCGCAAGCGAGAAGAAGAAAGAAGGAAAGAACUGGGGCCUGACAGACGGGCAGGGAGAGACUGAGAUUUACGCUGAAGCCGCUUCCGCGCAGCGUCGAAAGUCCCUCUUCUCCGCGGCCGUUGUGUCUCCGAACCGCAUAACGGGAGCGGAAGGGCGCGGCCUGCACGGCGUGUUCCACCUGAUAAAAUCCUGGUGCGCUUCUGCAGAAGGGUAUCGGCCGCUGUACGCACAGGAUGCCAGGUUGCUUCAGCAGAGAUGGAAAUUGGAAGCAGCUGACUUGACGGCAGGUCCCAGUGCCUCCGCCAUCCUUAAAGACUUCGCCGCCCGCGCUCCGAUCAAGAACUUCAACUAUCUUAAUCGCAGGGAAGUGCUUGCAGCUGCCAAAGACCUAGACGUCUCCGCGACAGAACAGAACGCUUCAGCAGCGAUUCUGCUCGCCAAGACUUAUCUGCUGCUCAGAGACCUCUUCGGGGUGUUUGGCGAGGCCCCGCUGCCAGAGGCCUUCUGCUACACGGUAGCGCAUGAGAGCGCGCUCGGCGCUGGCUGCGCGACCGCGGCCCUCGCCUCGCCCUGUUGGAGACAACAGGGGGCGACGCCCGCCUGGACUGCGGCUACGGCGCUUUUCACGCCUCGCAGGGGUCGGCUGUCCCUCCGCACGCGCGACCAGAGAGAGGAGGAAUUCCUGGUCGAUCCUCUAGAUGACGAAACACUCCAGAGCGUCGUGCGCAGCGUCUGGGCUGCAGUGGAGAGAGCCAGUGCCUUGGCCGUCGAGCACAUGGAGCGGACUCGCGCGAAGAUGCACGACGCUGCGUUCGCGAGACUCAGAAACCGCGCCGCGACUAAAGAGGCCUUGGGCGAACUAGCCCGACUCUACAGAGAGCAGGUGGACAGGCUCUUGAUUCUCAGCGUCGGAAGUGACGCCUUCAGUGAAGCCCUCGAGCAGCCAGACGUGCGCAAACGGCUUCUGCUCGUCCAUCAAAGAGCGCAUGAGCUGGAGGGGGAACAGUUCGAGCUUCAAGCGGGGCUGCAUGCCGCCGCGGAAGCAGCUCAGAAAAAAAGGGAGGACGAAGAGAGAAGGACAGAAGAUGACGCGAACCAACACCGAGAGUAG
Besnoitia besnoiti is the source of this 8007-nucleotide messenger RNA. RefSeq lists its product as uncharacterized. Lineage: Eukaryota; Apicomplexa; Conoidasida; Eucoccidiorida; Sarcocystidae. The transcript is spliced from 4 exons. Bases 1 to 8007 code for a protein of 2668 amino acids. The record is from RefSeq and is a predicted model, not a curated record.